Molecule: messenger RNA, 1586 nt
Organism: Myotis lucifugus (little brown bat)
Lineage: Eukaryota; Metazoa; Chordata; Mammalia; Chiroptera; Vespertilionidae
Gene: METTL2A
Product: methyltransferase like 2A
Exons: 9
Coding region: 13-1140 (375 amino acids)
Molecular function (GO): tRNA (cytidine-N3)-methyltransferase activity
Source: RefSeq, a predicted model, not a curated record
GGCUCCGGUAUCAUGGCAGACUCCAGCCCGGAGUCCGGCGCGAGGAGGCCGCAGUUCGGGAGCCGCUUGCUGAGCGACCCGGCGCGGGUCUUCCACCACAAUGCCUGGGACAAUGUGGAGUGGUCGGCAGAGCAGGCCGCGGCGGCGCAGAGGAAAGUCCAGGAGAACAGCGCCCAGCGGGUUUGCCCGGAGAAGCAAGUUGAUUAUGAGACUAAUGCCCACAAAUAUUGGAAUGACUUCUACAAAAUCCAUGAAAAUGGAUUUUUCAAGGACAGGCAUUGGCUUUUCACUGAAUUCCCAGAGCUGGCACCUAUUCAGAACCAAAAUCACUUGAUGGAUUUGCUGUCAGAGAAUAAGAGGAGCGAAGUGCCUGAAUGUAGGAGCAAUGCGGAUGGACCCGGUUUAAUAACAGAAGAACAGCACGAGUGCUCUUCACACAGCCUUGGGCAUAAAACACAGACUCUUCCUGUGGAAGAGAAGGUAACUCAGAAACUCAGUCACUUGGAAAUCUCUGCUGAUGAGUUUCCUGGAUCCUCAGCCACCUACCGAAUACUCGAGGUUGGUUGUGGUGUGGGAAACACAGUCUUUCCAAUUUUACAAACCAACAAUGACCCAAGACUCUUUGUUUACUGUUGUGAUUUUUCUUCCACAGCUAUACAACUGGUCAAAACAAAUUCAGCGUAUGAUGCAGCAAGGUGUUUUGCCUUUGUUCAUGAUUUGUGUGAUGAAGAUCAGAGUUACCCGAUUCCCAGGGAUAGUCUUGAUGUUAUCAUCCUCAUAUUUGUUCUUUCAGCGAUUGUUCCAGAGAAGAUGCAGAAGGCUAUCACGAGGCUGAGCAGGCUUUUGAAGCCUGGAGGGAUGAUGCUUCUGCGAGAUUAUGGCCGCCAUGACAUGGCUCAACUUCGGUUUAAAAAAGGUCAGUGUCUAUCUGAAAAUUUCUAUGUGAGAGGUGAUGGCACCAGAGUUUACUUCUUCACACAAGAUGAACUGGACACACUUUUCACGACUGCUGGACUGGAAAAGGUUCAGAACCUGGUGGAUCGCCGAUUGCAAGUGAACCGAGGGAAACAGCUGACAAUGUACCGAGUUUGGAUUCAGUGCAAAUAUCGCAAACCUCUUGUGGCCAACACUGGCUCCUGACAGGAUGGGGUCUCCUUGGCUUUUUAACAGAAUAUUCACAACUGGUGUCUUGUUGAUGUUGGACAGUGCAAGGAAUCAAACAAACUUGAGCCUUGGACCUAGGAAAAAGUUACUUUUAUCAAGAUUCAAACAAUCACACUUUCUAUUUGUGAAGCCCUUUAAUGUAUACUUUCCUCCAGCUUUUUCUUACUUUGAGAUCUCAAAAAAUCUUUCUUGCCAUUUUAUAGUAUCUUAAUAACUGAAGUAUUCAUGGAAAUUGGGAAUUUUAAAGGCAUCAAGAAAUUAUUUCCACGUGCAAGUAUCAUGUAUGAUAAAGUGCCAUUUGACUGUAUGUUUCAUUAAGUUAUUUGAAAUGCAAAUACCUGGUUCCAAGGUGUUUUAAGCACAUUUUCCUUCUCUAAGUAAACUGUGUCCAAAAAUUAAAAGGAUCUUCAUUUUUAGCAAAA